Molecule: messenger RNA, 1161 nt
Organism: Myotis myotis
Lineage: Eukaryota; Metazoa; Chordata; Mammalia; Chiroptera; Vespertilionidae
Gene: FGF3
Product: fibroblast growth factor 3
Exons: 3
Coding region: 93-776 (227 amino acids)
Biological process (GO): positive regulation of cell population proliferation; positive regulation of protein phosphorylation; regulation of cell migration
Cellular component (GO): cytoplasm
Molecular function (GO): fibroblast growth factor receptor binding; growth factor activity
Source: RefSeq, a predicted model, not a curated record
CCGGCUCCGCGCGCCCAGCCCGGCUCCGCCGCCGCCCCUUCCAUGGGAGCCGCGCUCGCCUGCAGCCGCCGCGGGGCGGGCGCGAUGCCACGAUGGGCCUGAUCUGGCUCCUGCUGCUCAGCCUGCUGGAGCCCAGCUGGCCGGCGGGUCCCGGCGCGCGGCUGCGGCGCGAUGCGGGCGGCCGCGGCGGCGUCUACGAGCACCUCGGCGGGGCCCCCCGGCGCCGCAAGCUCUACUGCGCCACGAAGUACCACCUCCAGCUGCACCCGAGCGGCCGCGUCAACGGCAGCCUGGAGAACAGCGCCUACAGUAUUCUAGAGAUAACGGCAGUGGAGGUGGGCAUCGUGGCCAUCAAGGGGCUCUUCUCCGGGCGGUACCUGGCCAUGAACAAGAGGGGACGGCUCUACGCAUCGGAGAACUACAACGCGGAGUGCGAGUUUGUGGAGCGGAUCCACGAGCUGGGCUAUAACACGUAUGCCUCCCGGCUCUACCGGACGGUGCCCAGCGGGCCGGGGGCCCGGCGCCAGCCCAGCGCCGAGAGACUGUGGUAUGUGUCGGUCAACGGCAAGGGCCGGCCCCGCAGGGGCUUCAAGACGCGCCGCACACAGAAGUCCUCACUGUUCCUGCCCCGCGUGCUCGACCACAAGGACCACGAGAUGGUGCGGCUGCUCCAGAGCGGGGCCGGGCUCCAUGGUGGCCUGGCCAGGCCACCCGGCAAGGCCACCCAGCCCCAGCGGCGGCGACAGCGGCAGAGGAGCCGGGGAGGCCUCGCUUAGCUGCCCAGUGGGCAGAGUGGAGGCCUCACGCAUUGUGGCCCCAUGGCUGGGCGCCAAGCUCAUGGCCAGCCCAGCCCGGUAGGUGUGGACCAGCCAAUGGCUGAGCGUCUGCCGUCCAUCAUAGCUGGCCAUCCCGGCCGGGCAGGUUUCCAUAAGUGACUGUCCCCGCUCCUGCUGACUCUCUCAAACAAGCACCAAUUCAGCUGGGACGAUGGGGCCGAGCUGGGACUCAGAGAGGAACUGCUGUGAAGAAGACACUCGUGGGUCUGUGCUGACCAGGGACCUCCACCCACCAGGGACCCCCACCAGCUGGGAAGACCAGCUGAAUGCGGGGUCCUGGCUACCGAGGAGGCUCCCCAAGGUGCAGCUGUGGGACAAGGCGGGG